AUGCACCGCGAAGACGCCAGUUGGGCUGACUUCCCGGAGCCUUUUGCCAUGCACUCUCAGGAGGACAGACCGAACCUGCGCGAUGGCAGGGUUCCGUCUGACACGGCCCAUCUGGAAGAGGCGCUCCUGACCCUCGCUAACAGCUCUGGGGACGAGGACGACGACCUCCUUCUCCACUCUAGUGACCAGGAGAUGCUUCCAGACGACAGUUUGGAGGCUUCCGGCUCUGUCGCUAUCCCAACGGCGACGGGCGCCGAUGCAACGAACAAUCUUGCUAUCCUAGCGAUAGCACAGACGAACUUGAUCGAGUCCCUUACAUCCUCCCUCGCAGAUGAUGUUUCUGCCGAGCUGAGGAAGAACGCGGGCGCAAUCCUGCACCUCACCCAGGGGUUGGCACAGGAUUUUGGACGGAUUAUGGGCUGGAGUGUAGCCUCUCUCCGGCACUUAUGGCUAGCGAACUCGGCACUCCCUGAAGCGGACAAGGUCCCCCUCCUUGAUGCCCCAGUCUCUCUCGACGGCAGUAUUGGAGUCCUCGCCGGCUCAGAAUCGAAGCCGGCCAGGACUCUACGUCGGCCUAUCACAGAUAAGCACCAGGUCGCUGGCUCGAAUUCGACCCCGCCCCCACUUAAGAGCCGGGCUUCUGCAGAUUCAGAAGCCCGUGGAGUAAGGGAAACGAAUAUGCCCCUGCAUCUAAACAGCGCACUUUCCCAAGAGAUAGAGACUCUCUUGGCAAAAAGCGCGAUCCGCCUAGUCCCCAAACACGACGAAAUACACGUUCUAAUCAGAAGCGACAACAAAGCGACAGUCGCUUACGUAAACCGACAGGGCGGCACCAAAUGUCCACAUCUACACCGGCUGGCGGUGAGGAUCUGGACUUGGGCAUACCCGCGAGUUCGCUCCUUACGGGCGCUCUACGUCCCGGGGCAGCUGAACUGCGGCGCAGACCUCUUGUCUCGGGGCGGUCCCUCCCCCCUAGAGUGGUGUCUUCACCCACUCGUGGUAGCGGAGGCACAAACAGUGGAUGGCCGAUGUAGCCCUGCUGCUGACCGACGUCCCGUGGCGACUUCCCCAGCGCCGGGACCUCCUGUCUCAGGGGGCGGGGACCAUUUUUCAUCCCCACCCAAGCAGGCUGCGCCUCACGGCUUGGCCCCUGUUAGGAGCAGGCUCGUGAACAUGGGAUUGAGCAAGGCAGCUGUAAAUACUAUACAGCACGCUCGCGCUAUCUCAACUACAAUGGCUUAUAAAGGCAGAUGGGAGGCCUUCGAGACUUGGUGUCUCGAACGCUCUCAGGACCCCCUGGUGUGCCCUGUAUCCGUAGUGCUCAACUUUGUGCAGAGCCUACUUGAUAAGGGGUUAUCUUUGUCCACGAUAAGGGGGUAUGUCUUCGCAAUUUCUGCGUGCCAUACUGGCUAUAGUGGCUCUACGGUGGCUGCCCACCCCCUGGUAAAGCGUUUUAUCCAGGGCGUCCGGCGUCUGAAACCAGUGGCCCCACCCCGUGUUCCGCAGUGGGACUUAACGGUGGUACUAAAAGCCUUGUGCAGCCCUCCUUUCGAACCGCUGGAGAGCGUUGAGUGGAGAGCUUUGUCCCUUAAGGUAGCGCUGCUUACUGCGCUAGUUUCUGCUAAGCGAGUAAGCGAUUUAUGCGCCUUGUCUGUGCACCCGGACUGUCUCUCCUUUUCAGGAUCUGACAGAGUCGUGCUGAGACCGAACCCUGCGUUUACCCCGAAGGUUAUCACCACGUCCUUCCGCUCACGGGUAUUGGACCUGGUGGCUUUCAAGCCCCCUCCUCAUGACGAUGAGGAGGAUGCUAUGCUGCAUAAACUUUGCCCAGUGCGUGCUCUGUCGAUAUACGUACGACGUUCGCAGCCUAUUCGACAAGCAGAUCAGCUGUUUGUCUGUUAUGGUGCUGCUGCUAAGGGAAAACCUGUUACGGCACAGAGAUUUUCCCAUUGGCUUACUGACGCAAUCAACUGGGCGUAUGAGUGUAUGGGCUUGCCCCCUCUGUCGGAGGUUCGCGCCCACUCUACUCGAAGCAUGGCAGCUUCUCGGGCACUUUUUAAAGGGGUCAGUGUGCAGGACAUUUGUACAGCGGCGUCAUGGAGUUCGCCAUGCGCCUUUGUGCGUUUCUAUCUGCUGGAUGCAUCGACACCGUCGGUGGCGCAUGCAGUCCUGAGCUCAGCGUCCAAUCGGACGUAG
Molecule: messenger RNA, 2196 nt
Organism: Conger conger (European conger)
Lineage: Eukaryota; Metazoa; Chordata; Actinopteri; Anguilliformes; Congridae
Exons: 6
Coding region: 1-2196 (731 amino acids)
Biological process (GO): DNA integration; DNA recombination
Molecular function (GO): DNA binding
Source: RefSeq, a predicted model, not a curated record